AUGACGAAAACCAAUGUGGAAAAAGAGAUGGAAAAUGCUGCUUCUUCUUCCUCAGCAGAUUAUGGAGUUAGCUUCCCAGAUGAUUUAACCAUCGAAAUACUUGUACGAUUGCCUAUAAAAUCACUUCUCCGAUUCAAAUCAGUCUGCAAAAAUUGGUAUUCUCUAUUCAAAAACCCAUCCUUUACCAAAUCCCAAUUUCAGUUUUCGACAAAACUCUAUCUAUCAUCAUCCCAUCUGGUUAUUCGAUCAGAUGAUACUCUGUUCUCCCUUCAUCUAGAUCUUAAUCUUAAUUAUAUCCAUGACAAAAAUACAAAAGAAAUCAAACGUAAAUUCGUACCAAUGCCUACUGAAUUCUUCAACACCUCGGUAAAAAACCCUUUUCAAUGCCUCGGAUCGUGUAAUGGGAUUCUAUGCAUUCAGGUCUCUGGCACAAAAUCUAUUUAUUUAUGGAAUCCCACCAUUAACGAAUAUCGGGUAAUCCCAUUACCUCUUUCUUACUUUUCCGGUGGGCAUCUUUGCUUAUCUGGGUUUGGCUACGCUGCCGCGAUCAACGACUACAAAAUCGUGCUGGUAGAUGAACAUAAAUCUAAGUUAAAAAAGGGAAAGUUUGUUUAUGUAUACUCAUCGCGGUGUAACAAGUGGAAGGAAUUUGAUUUUCCGAGUAUUUUGAAUCUAACUGAUAUAUAUUGCGGGUAUAGAUGUAGAGAUAGAGAUAUGGAGGCAGUUUUAUUGAAUGAUUCAUUACAUUGGGUUACGGAUCCUUAUGAGUAUGAACCUUAUAUUUUAAAAUUCGACAUGGUCAAUGAAACUCUCGAUUUGAAGAAGAUCCGGGAAAUGGAACGAUAUAGGAAACAAUCAUAAAAUGCUAAAAGUUAGUAGUUUUUUUUGGUUCUACUACGAGGAGUUCCCACCGCCUUCGGCGAGUGGACUAAUCUCCCGCGGG
Messenger RNA from Spinacia oleracea (spinach), 943 nucleotides. RefSeq names its product F-box protein At5g49610-like. The transcript has a single exon. The record is from RefSeq and is a predicted model, not a curated record. The coding region runs from base 1 to 861 and encodes 286 amino acids. Lineage: Eukaryota; Viridiplantae; Streptophyta; Magnoliopsida; Caryophyllales; Amaranthaceae. Gene Ontology annotation, molecular function: protein binding.